Messenger RNA from Jatropha curcas, 1003 nucleotides. RefSeq names its product membrane steroid-binding protein 1. Gene Ontology annotation, cellular component: membrane; endoplasmic reticulum; endomembrane system. NCBI's taxonomy places the organism in Eukaryota, Viridiplantae, Streptophyta, Magnoliopsida, Malpighiales, Euphorbiaceae. The record is from RefSeq and is a predicted model, not a curated record.
AUAGAAAUAAUCAAGAAAGGCGUGGAACCUCUGGCGUCUAAAAAAAAUUAAAAUAAAAUAAUAAAUUGGCGUAUAAUUGGGAAAGAAGAUUUCAUUCAGACCAAACUCGCCCGAGGCGAUAAAAUAUCUCUCUCCCAUUUUCUCUAUCGAAGUAAAAAUGGCUUUGCAGCUGUGGGAGACUCUCAAGGAUGCAAUCACCGUCUACACGGGUCUCUCUCCAGCAACUUUCUUUACAGUUUUGGCUUUGGGUUUGGCCGUUUACUAUGUGAUUUCUGAGCUUUUUGGAUCGUCUGAUAAUCAUCCGAGACCCAGAAGCGUUGAAGAGGUGCAGCCUCUGCCUCCUCCUGUUCAGCUUGGUGAGGUUACUGAGGAGGAUCUUAAACAAUAUGAUGGCGCCGAUCCUAAGAAGCCUUUGCUCAUGGCGAUUAAAGGUCAGAUCUAUGACGUCUCUCAAAGCAGGAUGUUUUAUGGACCUGGUGGCCCUUAUGCAUUAUUUGCCGGAAAGGACGCCAGCAGAGCUCUUGCAAAGAUGUCCUUUGAAGAAAAAGAUUUGACUGGUGAUAUCUCUGGUCUUGGUCCAUUCGAAUUGGAGGCCUUGCAGGAUUGGGAGUAUAAGUUCAUGAGCAAGUAUGUUAAGGUGGGAACUAUCAAGAAGCCUGUUCCAGUAACUGAUGAAGCUGCUUCCGCUGGUGAACCUGCAGAAGCUAAAGAAGCUGAUGUUGCUAAGCCUGCAGAAGAUGGUCCAUCAGCUGAUGGAGCUGUGGAACACACUAAUGCUGAAGUCAAGGAGUAAUAUUAAGAUUUAGGAACAUGAUUAGAAAUCCAGGAAGCAAUUACUUAUGGAGAUGCCAAGAGUGAGUGAUGUUUACUCGGAUGCAUGUGUGGGGUGAACUUUGUUUCGCAAUUUAGUUUACUUUAUCAAUGUAGUAUAAUUCUAUUACAGACCUGCUUCAACUUUUGGAUCUUUAAAUAAAUGCUAAACUUUGGAGAUUCAAAAUUGUUA